Molecule: messenger RNA, 1329 nt
Organism: Caenorhabditis remanei
Lineage: Eukaryota; Metazoa; Nematoda; Chromadorea; Rhabditida; Rhabditidae
Exons: 6
Coding region: 1-1329 (442 amino acids)
Cellular component (GO): membrane
Source: RefSeq, a predicted model, not a curated record
AUGCGAAUUUCCUCAAAAUCUCGGAAGAUCAUUGGAAUUUCCAAUGCUAUUCUAAUUGGAAUCAUGAUUUUUCUCGAAUCAACGCAAAUCUUAUUGAAGAGUGAUAAGUACCUGGAAUUUAAGAACAUUGGUAUCUUGGAAUGGCUCUCGGAUCAAGACUCUCUGUUUUUGUACUCAAAUUUGGUUAUAUCUACCCUUCUCAUAGUCUCAAUUGUAUUGUUGGUAAUAGUGUUCGAUGUGGUGAUUUCUCAAGAAAGUGACCACUUUCAUGUUGGCCCCAGAUCUUAUUCGAAAAAUGAGAAAAUUUGUCAGAACUAUUUGAACUAUGGAGAGUCGAGAAAAAGUCGACGUCUUAUUGAUCGUAUCCAUGUAGAUUACUCGUGCUGUGGAGUCAAAUCGAUUGAUGAUUUCGUGGAUUUAUCUGAAAUAGAUAAGAGCCUACCGUCUCAAACUAAGUUAUGGUCGUGUAAUGAGUGGGAAUACUGCGGAGUUCCUCUAAGCUGCUGUAAAACUGUUUCGUGCUCACAAAAAGUUGAACUUCUGAAGGAAGGAUGGGAUCCAGAAAAUAUAACAAAACAAUGGUUCAAUAGAAAUGGAUGCAUUGAGAAAAUGGAAAACGCCUACUUGUUCCUGAGUUAUCCUAACUACAUUUUGACAGAUUUUGCCAUGAUUCUUGUUUUGGGUUUUCACAUCUGCUCAAUGAUACUUUCCCAGAUUUUAAUCACAUCUAGUGCAACACUCCACACGGCCCAUUUAGAAACUUCUGAAGCCUCAUAUGCCUGGCUUAUCGAUGUUGGUCAGCCAGAUCCGCUCAGUCUCAAGCUCAAUCCCGAUAUAGAUCUAUCCGAGCCAAAAUCAAGUGAUCACAAUGAAGAGUAUCAAGGUGAAGAAAACGACAAUGUAGAAGAAAUUAUAUCGCUAGCUGCUUGUACAACAGAAAAGGAAACAAAAACCGAAAUCGAAACUAAAAAUACCGAAAGCAGCACAGGAACAUCCAGUAAGGGGACCAGUUCAACAGGAGCAACACACGCUUCUGCUGUUUCUGCCAGUGUUAUGGAGAGCCCCGGCCAAUUUUCUUCCAAUGAAGUGAUUAUUUACGAUUCGGAUACGGGGGUAGCUAAAAGAAUGCCUCAGAAGACAAAAAAGACAAAAGGAGAUUCGAACCUCAAGAAAAACAAGCCAAAAAUCGCGAGAAAAAACACCGAAACCAAGCGAAAACAGUCUAAAAAGCCGAGUGGUACAAAUAAAGGAAGGAAUACGAAAACGAAGAAAGCGCCUAACAAGAAUCUGAAAAAGAAAACUACUGCUAAUCAGAAGAAGAAAAAAUAA